AUGCCCACCGAGGACGCAAUGUUUAGCAUUCGCGAUGGCUACCAUCUACGCGCCAUCAAUGAGCAGCACGCGGUGGAGGUCGACAAGGCGUGCUUUCCCGAGCUGCUUCGGCCCCCGGGGGAAGCGACGACGACCGUGGACGCCACGUCGCCGCUCGAAGCCUGGCUCGUCUUCCGGCACCGAGACCUUGCGGCGCGAAGCAACCAAGAAAUGACGCCGCGGCGUUCGUCUCCAUCGCCACCACAGCACUACGCACUGCCACUGCAGCCAUGCCGACCUGUCAAGCUCCAGCCAAAGACGCAGCUCCGGUACUUGCCCCACUUGCUGCCGUCACCGCGGCCGAGUCGGACACCGCCACUUGUACCAACCGAACCCGAGGUCGAGCCAAAGCGGUACGAGACCGAGACGAGUCGCUUCCGCAUGCGCACGACGAUCAAAGCCUCGCGCACAUCGACGCUCUCGGCUCGGAUCGCGCAGUUUAUGCUGGCGCCAGAGGCCCUCGCCGAGGUCGAGGCGGCCGCAGCCGCGCGCAAGCUCGCGCACCGCGCCAUCCACGCAUCCGCCGACGACCGCGUCGCCAUCAACAAGCAGCUAGUCGUGCAGCCUGUACCGCCCGAGGCCCGCCAUGAACGGAACGAGAUACAGCAGUCGCGACGCAAGGCGCAGGUAGAACGCUACUUUCAGCACCAAGAGACGAUGCGGCAAGCCACGGAGCGCAGCGUCGAUCGUUGGGGUGCGCGUCGGCGCCAAGAGAAGGCCAACUACCUCCGACACGCCCGCACCAAGCGCGUCUUGGUCAGUGUCCUGGUGGCUCUCGCUGCCGACAAGCUGCGCCGGCGCUUCAAGCUGGUCGAGCCGACGAUCAAGAUGGCCCAGAUGGUACACGCCUCCAAGAAGAUCCAGGCAUUUUGGCGGGCCAAGACGCAAGCCAUGUCCUUAUCGCAAGCGGCCGAGGCCGUUUUGACGAUCCAGCGCUUCAUCCUCCGCCGCAUGGGCACGUACCGCAACCAGCGCAAGCGCCGCGCUGUCCUCGUCCUUAUCACGAGCCUCCGCGAGUGCGAAGAUGCGAAGUUUCGACGCGCCAUGUUCAAGUACCGGCAAUCGGUGCGGCAGUUCCAGUCCAUGUGGCGUAGCUGGGCAGUCAUCACCGACGCCCGCGUCAAGCUCUUGUUGCUCUUUUGGACCAAGGUCGAGAAGAAACUCCAUGCUGCGGUGUCCGAGGCGCGCGAGAAGACACCGGAGCCCUUGGAUCAUCGCGGCAGCCACCGCCGAAGCAACAUGUCGGGGCGCCACAGUACCUACGGUGCCGCGACGACGAGGGGUCCCCCGUCCAGUGCCGGUACAAAAAAAGUGGUCCACGCCGUCAAGAUGCUCGAGCACCUCAAUGCGAUCUUGUCGCCGGAAGACGAAGUGCAAAAGGCUGCGCAACACGCGGCACGCAUUCCCCUUCCCCUCAAGGUGAGCUUGCUCAAAGCGCUCCUCUCGACCAAGCGGCACGAGUUUCUGAGCCGUCGCGAAAAACUACGGGCGGCGUGGGAGAAGGACCGCGACGAACGCCGGCGACGGGGCUUUGGCAUGGACGUCUCGUCCGUCCUCAUGUUUGACAGUCUUCGGUACGGGAAAGCGCAGUUUCUCAUGCUGCAGCACGUUCGGGAAGCCGACAUUGCAGACCUCAUUGCGCAAGCCGAAAGCAUCCACGCGCAGUCGCGGUCGUCGAUGCCGUCCCGCCUCGACGCCCGGCUCUUCUGA
Saprolegnia diclina VS20 is the source of this 1749-nucleotide messenger RNA. RefSeq lists its product as hypothetical. The transcript has 14 exons. NCBI's taxonomy places the organism in Eukaryota, Oomycota, Saprolegniomycetes, Saprolegniales, Saprolegniaceae. The record is from RefSeq and is a predicted model, not a curated record. The coding region runs from base 1 to 1749 and encodes 582 amino acids.